Orcinus orca (killer whale) is the source of this 2391-nucleotide messenger RNA. RefSeq names its product chemerin chemokine-like receptor 1 (gene CMKLR1). Gene Ontology annotation, cellular component: plasma membrane. Gene Ontology annotation, molecular function: complement receptor activity; G protein-coupled receptor activity. Lineage: Eukaryota; Metazoa; Chordata; Mammalia; Artiodactyla; Delphinidae. The transcript is spliced from 3 exons. The coding region runs from base 560 to 1657 and encodes 365 amino acids. The record is from RefSeq and is a predicted model, not a curated record. Gene Ontology annotation, biological process: chemotaxis; positive regulation of macrophage chemotaxis; regulation of calcium-mediated signaling.
AGCACAGCGUGUCCACAGUGGUGGACCCUCAGGCUUUUGGACACGGGGGAGGGGAGCCUUUGGCCCAGGAUCUUCCUGGAGGUCAGUAAGCGGCAGCCUCCCCUGCUUCAGGAACCUGAGGACAGGCAGUGACUGAGUCAGUUCCAUAGACGUCUGUGUUACCACUUCCUCAUACCUCCACUGGGACCUCUCUGUUCCUCCCUUUUCUUGUAGAAUUGCGUUGACUUUUUUUUUUUUUUUUUUUUUUUAAUGGGGCAAAGCUGCAUAUCAGCGGAGCUCAGAGAAACCGAACAGGCCUGGGAGGCCGUGAGGGUGAGUGUUGCAAUCUUGGCACACCCACGUCUACACUGCCUGCCUGCCUGCCUGCCUGCCUGCGGCCUUCUGCCAGAGCCCACAGGCCGCGGUGACUGAGGGUGGUUAAGGCUGCGUCCUGUGACCUGGAUGAAGAGGCUGGGGUCCCUCUCACUUUCUGCUGAACUGGUGUUUCCAGCUGUGUUUGGGAACUGAUUGGCUAAGGACCCACAUUGGAGAGCUUUGGGCAUCGUAACAGUGAACGAGAAUGGAGGAUGAGGAUAACAUCACCUCCCUCACCUAUGAGUACGUGUACUCUGAUGACUUCGACCCCAUCGUGGUUUUGGAGGAGUUAUCUCCCCUGGAAGGCAGGGUGGUCAGGAUCUUCCUGGUGGUGGUCUACAGCAUCAUCUGUUUCCUCGGGAUCCUGGGCAACGGCUUGGUGAUCAUCAUCGCCACCUGCAAGAUGAAGAAGACGGUGAACACCGUCUGGUUCCUCAAUCUGGCCGUCGCGGAUUUCCUGUUCAACGUCUUCCUCCCCAUCCACAUCACCUACGCCGCCAUGGACUACCACUGGGUGUUCGGCACAGCCAUGUGCAAGAUCAGCAACUUCCUGCUCAUCCACAACAUGUACACCAGCGUCUUCCUGCUCACUGUCAUCAGCUCCGACCGCUGCAUCUCCGUGCUCCUCCCCGUCUGGUCCCAGAACCACCGCAGCGUCCGGCUGGCUUACAUGGCCUGCAUGGUCAUCUGGGUCCUGGCUUUCUUCUUGAGUUCCCCAUCCCUCGUCUUCCGGGACACAGCCCACGUGCACGGGAAAAUAUCCUGCUUUAACAACUUCAGCCUGUCUGCCACCAGCUCUUCCUCGUGGCCCACUCAUCCCCAAGUGGACGCUGUGGGCUUUGGCCGGCACGUGGCGGUGACCAUCACCCGCUUCCUCUGUGGCUUCCUGACCCCGAUGCUCAUCAUCACCGCCUGCUACGUCACCAUCGUCUGCAAGCUGCGGCGCAACCGCCUGGCCAAGACUAAGAAGCCCUUCAAGGUCAUCGUGACCAUCAUUAUCACCUUCUUCCUCUGCUGGUGCCCCUACCACACGCUGUACCUUCUGGAGCUCCAUCACAGCGCCAUACCUGGCUCCGUCUUCAGCCUGGGUGUGCCCCUGGCCACUGCCAUCGCCAUUGCCAACAGCUGCAUGAAUCCCAUUCUCUACGUCUUUGUGGGUCAGGACUUCAAGAAGUUCAAGGUGGCCCUCUUCUCCCGUCUGGUCCAUGCUCUGAGUGAGGACACAGGCCACUCCUCCUAUCCCAGCCACAGAAGUUUCACCAAGAUGUCAUCCAUGAACGAGAGGGAGACCAGCAUGCUCUGAGCCUCGCCUGGAACACCCCCGCCCCCCGUGGCUACUCCCAACCUUGGAGGCUCAAAGCUACGCCUUCUUGAGACCACGGCAAGAACAUCUUGGGCACCCACAGAUGCCCGCUGUAUUUUGCAUGGGGCUGAACUGUGUUUUGAACUGGGAAUCCAGGGCUCAGAACUCCUUUCUUCCAGGGGCACGGCGGACAGAGCAGGCUACGGCGCUCAGCCUUGGAAGAGGCUGGAAGAUCCCGUGCAUCCUGGGAGACCAGCCUUGACUGGUGCAAAGCAAAAAAGGGAGCAUUCUCAAAAGCACUGCUAUGAACUGGGAUGGGCAUAAGACAGAGGGAUCAGUUACCUACCUGAGUGCUUCCCAGGAAUGACAGAAACGCUUUUCAAGGUCCAUUCCUGGUGUGAGCAGAGGAGGUCAGAGCAAACCCAGUGUGAUGUAGGUCACGCCUCGCUCAUAUCCCUCUGUCAAUAGCUGGCCAGAAAUCCUGCCACUCAAGCCAUUCCUCUGGGUUAGGGUGUGUGGAAAUGCACACACCUUCUCCAGGUUCCCUGGGAAGAGAAGGUGACAUGUGAGCACAGGAACUCCCGGGACCAUGCAUUUGACUUUCAUAUCGGCUGAAAAGACAGGCAACAGGUCCUGCGGAGCCAUGGGGCUCUUUGUGAGGGCAAGAGAAGCAGGGCUGUGAUGAGGACUCAGGGGUUUGGGGGAAGGAAUGAAGAAAGAAAAGACCUUUCAAA